Molecule: messenger RNA, 1021 nt
Organism: Paramuricea clavata
Lineage: Eukaryota; Metazoa; Cnidaria; Anthozoa; Malacalcyonacea; Plexauridae
Source: the annotation of a GenBank genome assembly
AUGAAAAAUGAGAAAGGGGAAAAGAAGGCCAGGAGAGCAAGAAAAGGAAAGCCGAAGAAAAGGCAAAGAUCAAAUGACAUGGUUGACAUCGAUGAAAAUACUUGCAAAAUAUGUUUUGUUCAGUAUGAAGAAAGUGAUGAUGAAAAUCUACCAUGGGUGAUGUGUGACAAUUGUCAGAAUUGGAUGCAUAUUGAGUGCAUCCCAAUUGGAAUCGAUGUAACAGGAAUAAGUGAUGAUGAACAGUUCCUUUGCCAUGACUGUGUUAACGAAUAAUGUUACUACAGUAAUUGUUAAAAUUAAUUAAUGUACAUGUUAUCAACAUUGAAUUCAAGUUGACAAUUUAUAUAUAACUGUUGGACUAUGUCGGACUUUAACUACUAUUAUAUAUUAUAGACAAUUGUCUAUAAUAAUUGUUUGUGUUGCUUAAUCAGUGAUGCUUUCUCCCUUUCAUAUAUGAAUAAAUAUAUAUAAUUAUAUAAAUACUUGUGUAAUUUAAGCAAAUUGUUGUGCACAUAGAUUGAACUAGUCGAAUAAAAACCACAUCUUGUUCCAAUCCUUUUACAUACAGAGGUAUUUCAUUCCCACACUAUCAUCAUAGUAAUUAAUACUGGAGGGGGUGACAUUAGCCUGGCAGUUAAAAUACUACAGGUAUUAUAUCAGCAUAUAUUAAGGAUCCUUAUGUACUUUAAUUUACAUUUUCCUUCUAGAUAGAAUGGCUAAAAUUGUGAUUGAAAAUGCUGUUAUAAAAGGAUACCAUGUAUUCCAGAUUCGGCCUCCCCUCAAUUUAUCUCUUCCUGUUACAAAGGAAUAUGGCAACAAGCAUGAUCCAAGCGCAUGCUUAGUGUGGGUGCCUGAGCUGCAUUUUAUACCAGAAGCAGUCUGGUAUACAGUUACAGAUGCAAAACGGGGUGAAACUGUUCAAACAAUAGCUGGCCUUCCCAUUGGACGAGUACCUUGGGGUUUAUCCAAGUGCUUCUCAGAGCUAUUAAGUUCCUCUGACACCAUUGCAAUUGACUGGUAA